Messenger RNA from Mangifera indica (mango), 516 nucleotides. RefSeq lists its product as uncharacterized. The record is from RefSeq and is a predicted model, not a curated record. Bases 1 to 516 code for a protein of 171 amino acids. NCBI's taxonomy places the organism in Eukaryota, Viridiplantae, Streptophyta, Magnoliopsida, Sapindales, Anacardiaceae. Gene Ontology annotation, biological process: root development; shoot system development. The transcript has a single exon.
AUGGUCACAGGAGGAAGGAAAAUUAAAGGAGAAGUGGGCACUUCUCAACAUACUUGCUCUAACAGUUUUCCAUCUAGAGCUCACCCAAUUACUUCAGAAGUUGAUCUGCAUUUGAGCAGAUUAAAUGCUUCUGAAUUUACCUGCACAUCAUCAUCAUCAAUCAGCAUUGAGAUCAAUGGCCUUCAAGAGUUGCAUGAUUGUGUUGAUAAGUUGCUUCAGUUAUCCCUGUCCCACCAACAAAAGCAAUCCUUUGAAGAGUUGUUGAAUGGAUCUCUUGGACUCUUGGAUAUCUGCAGCAUUGCUAAAGAUGCAUUAAUGCAAACAAAAGAAUCUGUUCAAGGAAUUCAAUCCAUUUUCCGCAGAAGAAGGGGUGAUAAUAUUGAACUUACAGCUGAGGUGAACAAAUACUUGAUCUCCAGGAAAGCAGUGAAAAAGACAAUCCAAAAGUCCUUGAAAACUUUGAAAUGCCUUAAACAACAGAACUCCUCUCCAAUCUGUGGGGGAUACGAGACUUAG